UUUGGACCAAGUUAGACUGGUUUAUUUUAUUUUAUCAUCUUUAAUUCAACCUAAUAUGAACCCAUACGAUUCCUUGAUAAGCAUAAAGAUUUAAAUUGUAUUACAAAAGAAAUACUUUAUAGCUGUUAUCAGUAUUCGUAACACAAUAACGUGUAUUUAUAAUGUUUGGCAAUUUACAAUUUGACAAAAUGGUUGACACCACGAAGGCCAAAGAAUAUAUGAAAAGUAAAGAAGUAUUUCAUUCCCUUGGGUAUAGUGAUACAGUGGAAUAUGCAGUGGACAGUUGCGGUAAUAAAGUCAUGUAUUCUGUUUACAAAAGAAAUAUUGAUUUUGUUGCGUCAAGUGUAUGGGAGGACCAAGACGGUGUGACAACAUUAUCUUGCAAUUUAAAAGAAUUAGCUGACUUGAUUGAAGAAAAUAAAUUGCUAUUUGCACAAAUAGAUUACAUGGAAAGGAAAAAGCCGAUAAAUGAAAGUCUGAAUAUUGAUAUGAAAUUGAUCGUGCAGAAUAUAAUGUAUGUGAACAGAGUUAUCACACAGAAGAGAUAUACUAGCAAUGUGUUGGCGAUGCAGGGUCGGUCUCCACUGUGCGCGCUGGGCUUCGUGGCGCAGCUGGUGUGCGGCGCUGGGCACGUGGUUGUGGAGGCCGUGCCUCACACCGCUGUGCUGUGCCAUCUCUUCGUAACGUUGUGCCGCAAAGCUGGAUUAUCCGUUAGUUUGGCUUUUGUAAAGGAACCAUCGUUGGCUGAUAUUGGUUGUGAUUUGAUAAUAAGAGAAGUGCAGAGAGGGUGUAUAUUCGUGGUGACCGAGCAGUCAGACAUCGAUUCUGCCAUUGACAAUUUCAUCGUUUCAGCUUCACAGGAUCCUUGGAGAAUACGUCGUGUGUUAGUGCAGGAAAGCAUCGUGGAACCUUUGAAACAAAUCCUAGAAUGGAGGUCGAAUAGAUUACCUAAUUCCUUAUUACCAACUCCGAAUGUGGAGUGUAAUAGUGCUUACAAUAUACACGAUAGACUGUUUCUGUUCGAGUACACCGGCCUUGAACAUUCUGACCACCAUGUUGUAAUCGAAGCGUAUAGAACUGAUGAAGAGCUUCUGUCUCUUUUAUACACGUACAAACCGUUCACUGUCUCACUCUGGUGCGCGGAUAUAUCUCAGGCUAAUCAAAUAGCAUACGGAAUCGAUUCCACCGUCAUCUGGAUCAACGAUUUCGGCUCUAUCGAUGGACCAAUAAAAUCUUCGCAAGCAUUUUAUUCGAUUAUCGAUAUUUCCUAUGCGAAAGAUCGAAUAGAACUUUCAAUCGAUGUUGAAAAGCAAACAGCUCGUGCUCUCAAUUGGUCGAAACAAGAUCCCAGUAAGAGAUAUACGUUAUUAAACAUGGUUAUAGAAAAAACGGAAUCAAUAGGCGUAAAAGAGAAAAAAGCUGAUGUUUUAAAGUCGUUAGAGCCUAUAGAUUUCGAUGGAGAGGAUGGUAAUUUUGUGAAAGUAACCAAUGUUGGAAUUUGUGUAGGUAUAGAGACGCGAGCUAUGCCUUUCGUAUUGUUCAGUGAGUUUGAAAUAAAAAAUGUUUUGAAAUGUCUUUUGAAAGGUUUUGGGGUUGUGAUAUCUUCGUUGUCGGAAAAGGACAAAGUUUUUGUAGACGACUUGGGUAAGUGCGCGCCGAUUUUGUACAAAGGUGUUAGUGGUACUGAAGAAUGUCUGGUGACGUCGAGAUUUUCUCAAUAUAAGGUGAAAGUUGUUAGAAGCUAAUUUCUAGUUAGGUACUAUUUUUACUAAUGAAUGUUACUUUAUUAAGUUUCUUUUUUACGUUCAAAAACGUUCGUUUUGUAUUACAACAAUCGUGUUAAGAAUAAUAGUUAUAUAUCUCUGGCUAGAACAAUUAAAUAAGUUAAUGUAAGCAGCUUCAAGAUAACUGCAACUAAACCUAUUCAAUGGGGAAUAAAACUAUGGUGCUCUACUAGCUAUUGUAUGGUUUCAAGUUAAAAUGAUUUACAAUUUUUAAAGCUGUCAUACUAUUUCUUGUUAUAAAAUGGAAAUGAUUUUAUUUUUAUAUUAAAUAUUUUUAUUAUUUUUAA
Messenger RNA from Papilio xuthus (Asian swallowtail), 2071 nucleotides. RefSeq lists its product as uncharacterized. NCBI's taxonomy places the organism in Eukaryota, Metazoa, Arthropoda, Insecta, Lepidoptera, Papilionidae. Gene Ontology annotation, molecular function: oxidoreductase activity. The transcript is spliced from 7 exons. The record is from RefSeq and is a predicted model, not a curated record. Bases 162 to 1745 code for a protein of 527 amino acids.